CAAAGAGAAGCGCUUGUUGUUUUUCUUCUUUUUGUCUAUGAGUGGUUCUAACCUGAAAAGGUGCUGUUGUUUCGGUUAUUAGUAGGGCUCAAUUUGAAACCAUGGAAAAUAAAAACGUUAGAUACGAGAAAAUCGAGUUUUUGGGCGAAGGCCAGUUUGCCACCGUAUUUAAGGCCAAAGAUGUUAAAACCGACAAGAUAGUGGCUGUUAAAAAAAUAAAAUUGGGCAGUCGCGAAGAGGCCCAAGAUGGCAUUAACAGAACAGCGCUGCGGGAAAUCAAGCUGCUUCAAGAGUUGCACCACGAUAAUCUCAUAGGGCUUCUGGAUGUGUUCGGCCACAUGUCCAACGUGUCUUUAGUGUUUGACUUUAUGGAUACCGAUUUGGAAGUGAUUAUUAAGGACAAUACGAUCAUUCUUACAACAGCCAACAUUAAGUCAUAUAUUUUGCAAACCCUGCAAGGUUUGGAGUAUCUUCAUGUAAACUGGAUUUUGCACAGAGAUUUGAAGCCAAAUAAUUUGUUGGUGGAUGCAAGCGGAGUGUUAAAAAUUGGCGAUUUUGGGUUAGCGAAGUUGUAUGGAUCGCCUAACAGGAUUAACACACAUCAGGUAGUCACCAGAUGGUACAGGCCUCCAGAGCUCCUAUUCGGUGCAAAACAGUAUGGCACAUGCAUAGACAUAUGGGCUGUAGGCUGCAUCCUAGCAGAGCUGUUAUUGCGAGUCCCGCUAUUUCCAGGAGAAUCUGAUUUAGAUCAGCUGACCAAAAUUUUCGGAGUCUUUGGAAACCCGACAGAAGACAAUUGGCCUGGAGUCAAAAGUCUAUCCGAUUACAUCGAAUUUAAGACAUUUCCCCCCAUUCCAUUGAAAUCCAUAUUUACUGCAGCGGGCGAUGACUUGUUGCACGUGAUAGAAAGUAUGCUUGUCCUCAACCCAAUAGCCAGGAAAACUUCAACAGCAUGCCUGAAAUUGCCGUUCUUUAGCAAUAAGCCUGCACCGACAGCUGGUUGCAAACUUCCACUACCCCAAAAUAUUAGAAAGCUGGCCGAAAUUGAAAGACUGUCCCUGAAAAGGAAGCUGUUGGAUUCUGCGGAAGGAGGGACUCUAUCUAAACGGCUAUUCACCUAAAAAAGAUCUACACCAUAGACUGAUUAAAAAUCCCAUAUCGUUCGUUGUCUGCAAUACAAAAAUGACUGUAGAACUAGUAAAUUAGUUGGAUGUAUGACCUUUACAGUUAAGCAAAUUAAACUUUGAUUCUUUGAUACAGUUCGAAAAGUCGGGACGAAAACAAAACGACAAUCUCUAGUUACUGUUACAAAAAAGUUUAUUAGAAUAUUAUUCAAAUUA
Dendroctonus ponderosae (mountain pine beetle) is the source of this 1340-nucleotide messenger RNA. RefSeq names its product cyclin-dependent kinase 7 (gene Cdk7). Gene Ontology annotation, biological process: positive regulation of transcription by RNA polymerase II; protein phosphorylation. The coding region runs from base 102 to 1121 and encodes 339 amino acids. The record is from RefSeq and is a predicted model, not a curated record. Gene Ontology annotation, cellular component: transcription factor TFIIK complex; transcription factor TFIIH holo complex; nucleus. Gene Ontology annotation, molecular function: cyclin-dependent protein serine/threonine kinase activity; RNA polymerase II CTD heptapeptide repeat kinase activity; ATP binding. Lineage: Eukaryota; Metazoa; Arthropoda; Insecta; Coleoptera; Curculionidae. The transcript is spliced from 2 exons.